Pimephales promelas (fathead minnow) is the source of this 602-nucleotide messenger RNA. RefSeq lists its product as uncharacterized. The record is from RefSeq and is a predicted model, not a curated record. Lineage: Eukaryota; Metazoa; Chordata; Actinopteri; Cypriniformes; Leuciscidae.
AACGCAUCUUUUUAGUUUGAAACUGCGUAUCUCUCACCUGAAAGUGCAGUUCUUUCCUAAACGUCGAUCAGAGAGUGUAAUAACCUCAUCAUGGACUUCGAUCUGAAAGCAGCUGUUGGAGAUGACGAGGUGAAAAAGUCUGAGGGAAAACAAGUGGAGGGAAUCUUUGGGUUUGGAAAGAAGGAUAAAGACAAAAGCAAAGACAAGAGUGAUUGCAAGGAUAAGGACAAGCACAAAGGAGACCAUAAAGACAAAGAUAAAAAAGAACAUAAAGACAAAGAUAAAAAAGAACAUAAAGACAAACACAAGGAUAAAGGAGAACAUAAAGACAAAGACAAGAAGAAGAAGAAGGAACACAAGAAGAAGGAUGGCCACAAGUCAUCCUCCUCCAGUGAUUCGGACUAAAUCAAGACUGAAGAUUCAUCAUAAAAUUCUUUAUAAGAGGAUUUUUCAAUGAAUGAAGAGCUGUAACUCCAUUUUUCCACAAGGUGGCGCUACUUACUUACUCAAUGUUGCCUGUAAUGAAACGCUGGGAUAAAACAGAGUUUUGUAUUAUUUUGUGUAAAUUUGUUCGCUGGUUUAAUAAAUUCUAGUGUCUGAAA